ACGGCGGGGACAGACGCGGGAGGCCCCGCGGGAGCCACCGCCGCCCGCGCAGCCCCAGCGGUUAGAAGCCCCGGUGGCGUCCCCCGCGGUGGUCCCCGCGCCCUCGGUGCCCUCAGUACCGCCGCCGUCGCGGGCCAGGGAGAGCUCCGAGCUGCCGCUGCCCGCCGGCUGGGAGGAGGCGCGCGACUAUGAUGGACGCGUCUUCUACAUCGACCACAACACGCGCCAGACGUCGUGGAUCGACCCUCGAGAUCGAAUAACAAAGCCAUUGACCUUUGCUGAUUGUGUUGGGGAUGAACUUCCUUUAGGAUGGGAAACUGUGUAUGAUAAACAAAUCGGAAUUUAUUAUAUGGACCACAUAAAUAAGCUGACCCAGAUUGAGGAUCCAAGAGAGCAGUGGAGACGAGAACAGGAACGGAUGCUGAAGGAGUAUUUAAUUGUAGCCCAGGAGGCCCUCAAUGCCAAGAAAGAAAUCUACCAGAUCAAGCAGCAGCGGUUCGAGCUGGCACAGGAGGAGUAUCAGCAGCUGCACAAACUCUGCGAGGAUGACGGCCGCUCAUAUGCUAGCUCUUUUUCUGGAUAUUCAACAAAUACGAAGUAUGACCCACACCAAAUUAAAGCAGAAAUAGCAAGUCGCCGGGAUAGGCUUUCCAGAUUAAAGCGAGAGCUGACCCAGAUGAAACAGGAACUGCAGUACAAAGAAAAAGGCGUAGAGACACUACAAGAGAUUGAUCGGAAGAUGUCAAGUGCUCACACUAACUACAAACUGGAUGAGGCUCAGGCUAUAAUGAGUGAGCUUCACACCAUCAAAAAAGCUAUUUAUACUGGCGAGAAGGAGCGGCGGGACCUCAUGCAGAGCCUGGCCAAGCUUACUGACAGCUUCAAGAAUAGCUGCUCCAUCACUGACUCUCUGCAAGAUUUCCCUCACAGUGCAGGCACGCAUGGCAACUCCAGCACCGCUCAGCAGUUCUGUGAUACCGGCUCUCAGACCGAUGCCAUGGGGGAGUUUGUCUUUGAUGAUAAAACAAGACUGGUAGACCGAGUCAGACUUAACUGGCAAUAUGAGGAAGCCCGAAAGAGAGUCUCCAGUAUUCAGCAGCAGCUGGCUCAGCUUGCUAAUGAGUCAUGGCCAGGCAUGGCAGAGGCUGACAGAGACCGGCUGCAGCUCAUCAAAGAGAAGGAGGCUCUGCUUCAAGAGCUGCAGCUUAUCAUUCAGCAGCGAAGGUCGACAGAAGACAUGGCCCGAUUGGAGGAGGAGAGGAGGCGCCUGGAGGAGGAGAUUCAGCGUGCACGAGCCACAUCUGCACAGGGUGCCACGGAAAGGAUUCUCCUUCAGGAAAAAAGAAAUUGUCUGCUUAUGCAGCUGGAGGAAGCUACCCGCUUAACAUCCUAUCUCCAGUCUCAGUUAAAAAGCCUGUCUGCCAGCACCCUGACGGUGUCCUCUGGGAGUAGCCGUGGCUCGCUGGCCUCCAGCCGGGGUUCUCUGGCUUCCAGCCGUGGUUCUCUGAGCUCAGUCAGCUUCACAGACAUCUAUGGCCUUCCACAGUACGAGAAGGCCGACGCCGAAUGUGGCCAGCUUCUGCGCUUUGAUCUCAUUCCCUUUGAUUCUCUGGGACGAGAUGUCCCCUUCUCAGACCCACCGGGCCACUCAGGCUUCCACAAACAGAGGCGAUCUCUGGACACUCCCCAGUCCCUAGCGUCACUGUCCUCCCGCUCCUCCCUGUCUUCCCUGUCACCCCCCAGCUCUCCCUUGGACACACCCUUCCUCCCAGCUUCACGAGACUCUCCUCUGGCACAGUUGGCAGAUGGCUUUGAGGUGCCAGGCCUGGGCUCCCUGGACAGACUGCGAGCACAGGCCUCUGCUUUAGGAGAUGAAGACUUGCAGGGUACAGUGUCGCUUCAGCCACAUGGAUUCUCUGCGGACGGGGAAGGACCUCGUGAACGGGGACCCCAAAUGUCCAGUGCCCCCACCAGUGGAACAGUGACACUCCGGGAAGACAGUGCAAAGAGGUUGGAGAGGAGAGCGCGCCGGGUCUCUGCUUGCCUAUCUGAUUACUCGUUAGCCAGUGAUAGCGGAGUCUUUGAACCUCUAAGCAAAAGGAAUGAAGACACUGAAGAGUCUGCUUUUGGAGACAUGUGCAGUAGCAAUGAUCCCCAGAUCCACGUAGGAUUUUUGUAUGACAGUGCCAACGAAUGUCUCCUUGUGCAUGUUCUACAACUGAGAAAUUUUGCUGGACUGCUCAUAAAAGAAGAGUGCAAGAUCCACAUCCGUGUCUACCUGCCCCCGCUCGACUCUGGCACUCCCAACACCUACUGCUCGAAGGCUCUGGAAUUCCAAGCCCCGCUGGUGUUUAAUGAAGUGUUCAGAAUCCCUGUGCAUUCCAGCAUGUUGACGUUGAAGUCACUUCAGUUAUAUGUGUGUUCAGUGAAUCUGCAGCUGCAGGAAGAACUGCUGGGCAUUGCUCAGAUAAACUUGGCCGACUGUGACAGUUCCAGUGACAUGCAGCUGCGCUGGUACUCUGUACAGGUCUUUGCCAGCUCGGAGCCCCCAAGGCCGAGGGAACCUGUGCGGGUUGCUGAGAGUGCUACACGGGGCCCCACACUUGCUGGCCUGGGAAAGACGGACGCAGUGACAGUGCUGCUGGCCCGAACCACAGCUCAGCUGCAAGCAGUGGAGAGGGAGCUGGCUGAGGAGCGGGUGAAGCUGGAGUAUACUGAGGAAGAGAUCCUGGAGAUAGAGCAGAAGGAGGAGCAGGCUGAAGCUGUGUCUGAGAGGAGUUGGCAGGCUGACUCAGUUGACAGUGGCUGUAGCAACUGCACCCAGACCAGCCCCUCGUACCCAGAGCCCUGUUGUGUUGGUGUCGACUCCAUCCACGGACACACAUUUGCUGGCCUGGCCGAUCCUUACAACCCUGUGAAACUUCAGACACCGCCACUAAAGGUUGACAAGGAAACCACCACAGAAGAUCUCUUCCCAGAAGAAGCCAUGAGCAUUAUAAAGGAGCGGCCUAGCCGUCGGGUCCGAGGCUCGCCCUUUGUUCGGAGUAGCACCAUCGUUCGCUCGCAGACUUUCUCUCCUGGAGCACGAAGCCAAUAUGUUUGCAGACUUUAUCGAAGUGACAGUGACAGUUCAACACUGCCCCGGAAAUCCCCUUUUGUCCGAAAUACUUUGGAAAGACGAACACUUCGCUAUAAACAGUCCUGCAGGUCUUCUCUGGCCGAGCUCAUGGCUCGCACCUCCCUAGACCUGGAGCUGGAUCUCCAGGCAUCAAGGACACGGCAGAGACAGCUGAAUGAAGAGAUCUGUGCUCUCCGGGAACUGAGGCAGCGCUUAGAAGAUGCACAGGUCCGAGGCCAGACUGACCUCCCACACUGGGUGCUCUGGGAUGAGCGAUUCCGCAACCUGCUGAAGGAAGCGGAGCGGCAGACCAGACAGAGCAAACUUGACUACCAUCAAGAACAAGCAGCUGAGAAGAUGCUGAAGAAGGCCUCCAAAGAGAUCUACCAACUGCGAGGGCAAAACCACAAAGAGCCCAUCCAAGUGCAGACCUUUAGGGAGAAGAUAGCAUUUUUUACAAGACCAAGGAUUAACAUACCUCCUCUCCCAGCUGAUGAUGUUUGAUGUAGAGCGUUAUACACAGGAAGUAUUUAUCUGCCUGAUUUAUUUUCAUGAAUUUCUUAGAUUAGCUAAAUUUGUCUUUAAAAUAUUUGUGCAAAAGCUAUUAAUAUACACAUUUUGUAAAAAACCCAUAUAUCUAUUCAUAUAUAUUUUAUAAUAGUGACGACAACAGGGCUUGGUUUUUCCUUGUUGUGAAAUUGACAUCUCUGAAGACAGGUUAUUUUAUAAAAGAUCAACUAUCAUGUUAAGAGUGUACAGUUUUUAUGCUGUUUUAUUUGACUUAAAGGCUGGAAGACAGAAACGAAGUGAGUUCAGGCAAAUUCACUGUAUUGUAAUUUAUUUAUAGUACUUUUUUUCCUUGAAGGAAAAUACUGACUUUAAGAUGUAUUUUAAGACUGAAAUUUUGUUCUUCCGUAUUUGUCAUGCAGUAGAAUGGAACUUGGGGCCGGUCUUGUUUCUGACACCUGAAACGCAAACACUAUGUGCUAAAUGUGUUACUUGUAUCAGUUUCUCACAGAUUCAUUUACCGUGUGUAUCGUACACUCUCACUCUCUGUGUGUUAGGUUAAAAUGUCAUCUGUAAUAGUUCAGUUGUAAUUCGCAGGCUGUGUCCACAAGCUGUGUAUGCAUUGCAGGGCUCAGUGUCUGCUGUGUACUGGCCACUGCUGGCUCUCAUCGCUGUGUUGUCGUCUAAUGCAUCUUUCUGUGCUUGCCACGAGUCUGAAGCUUGGUGACAGAGCCUUCAGCAUCCCAAGUUUCAGUCUGCUUGUCUAUGGUGGCCAAUGGCCGAUCAUACUGCCUGGGCUCCUUAGAGCAUGUGCAGCUGGCCUUGGCCGCCUCUGGCUGAUGGAUAGAUGAGCAGGGUGGGAGUGGUCUCCUGCUCUCUACUACUGUUUCAUGAAGGGAAGUGGAGAGGGAACUCAGUGUGUACAUUUCCAGUAAGCUGAGGGUAAAUGCGGUGAUUAAUAUGGCAGAGACGUAACUCUGAAGGUGCUUUUGUGUAUGUGUGGAGAGAAGGACAUAUAGGUAACUGGACUUACCCAGGUAAUCACUUCCAGAAAUCUAUCUAAUUAAAUCAGAAUACCUCCCAUAUUGAAGCCUUCCCAUUAGUUCUCACAAAAUCAUAAUACUAGCUCAUGAAGAAAAAAAUGAUAAUGUAAUAAAAUAUGCCAUGAUUCUUUUAAAUGUCAAAUGAUACAGUUUGCCUGGCACAUACUUACUUCAGAUGAAAUGUGCUCUUCUUUCUGAGGCCUUGAAGGAGUAAAUGAAGUGGUCACAAGAAAUGUCAAAGAAAACAGAACUCUCUUCCUAGAUCUUUCUUCCCCUCCUGCAGAAAUGCCCCUUUUAAUCAGGUCUCUCAUAUCAAUCUGUAACCUCCCUCCUUGUAUAACCCACUUUCCUUGUUAGAGUUAUUAAAAUUGAAUUUUGUAAAAGCAUUUCAUUGAUAAGACCAAUCACGGACAAUUGAAUUUGUCAGUGAUGGCAAGACUGAAAAUUGUAUGCUUUUAAUGGUUGCCAUCUCUUGCUAUGCAUUCCUGAUUCUUGCUUUUAGUCUUGCUUUUUUGGCCUGUUUUUUUGUUUUUGUUUUGUUAUGUUUUUUGCUAAUUCCUUUUUGUUUGAACCCACAAUAGAGGUAGAGACCCAAAGCAUCUAUAUCCUCAUGAGAACCGUUGAGCAGGCCCUCUGUCUUUGCCCCCAGUAGCUGAUGCUGGAGUGUGCACAGAGUAGAUUGUUUGGAGUCCCACGUGGCAGGGCUUUUACAGCGUCUAAGGGUUGGUGGGUGAAGCAGCUUUUUUGCCAUCCCUUGUUGAGAAGCUCACUGUGCAUUCAGGAAGCUGAGACAGGUGUCUUCUACGGAGCACCACUGCUCCCUCUGCACAGGUGUCUGUAUGGUGUGCCCCCUCCGCCCCUCCCUCCACCGUCCAGGCAGCACACACCGCACCUGCUUCCCAGCUAGGGGCAGCAAGGAACACGUGGGCUUGCCACCUUUUGCCUUGUCUUCCCCUGCCUCCAAGCCUGAGUUGCUGGGUGGCCUUGAAAUCUGAGUGGAAUGGAAGCAAGGAGAAAACACGCAAGCGCUUGAAGGCUGGGAGAAAGGCAGUACUGUACGCAUGUGCAGCACCGGCGAUUGGUCUGAGCAGGCAGGAGAACAUGUAACAUCCGCAUUGCUUCUCACUCAUGACGGGGCUGGCUUGGCCGAAAACACUGCACACAUCAGACAAGUGAAAGCCUAUGGGCUCGGGGGGUUCUACCCGCGCUUCCAACUUGUGUAUGUACUGCCUCGUGGAAAAAGGACCUGCUGCUUUCUAAGCAGUUCUGGUUCACAAAUGCUGGCAUUCUGUCACCAGGGUUGGUAGAAAUAGCACUCUGUGUAAAAGGGAAUUUGGUUUUUCACAUUAUCUAAUCACUCAUUGUCGGGCUUUGGUGGUGAUCUCUGAAAUUAAUCUUCUGUUGUGGGAAUAAAUUAUAAUCAGUACUCAUCUCUGUUUUUGUCCCUGUUCUCUCUGAUCUUUGUCAUUUGUAUUGUUUGAAAGUAUUUCUUCUAUAAAAUUAAACUAACCUGCCUUAAGAACAAAA
This is a messenger RNA of Dipodomys spectabilis (banner-tailed kangaroo rat), 6195 nucleotides long. It is a transcript of the gene Wwc3, whose product is annotated as WWC family member 3. NCBI's taxonomy places the organism in Eukaryota, Metazoa, Chordata, Mammalia, Rodentia, Heteromyidae. Gene Ontology annotation, biological process: regulation of DNA-templated transcription; negative regulation of organ growth; cell migration. Bases 350 to 3622 code for a protein of 1090 amino acids. The transcript has 23 exons. Gene Ontology annotation, molecular function: molecular adaptor activity; kinase binding. The record is from RefSeq and is a predicted model, not a curated record. Gene Ontology annotation, cellular component: cytoplasm.